Messenger RNA from Mytilus californianus (California mussel), 469 nucleotides. Its product is annotated as partner of bursicon-like. Gene Ontology annotation, biological process: G protein-coupled receptor signaling pathway. Bases 1 to 444 code for a protein of 147 amino acids. Lineage: Eukaryota; Metazoa; Mollusca; Bivalvia; Mytilida; Mytilidae. The transcript is spliced from 3 exons. Gene Ontology annotation, molecular function: neuropeptide hormone activity; G protein-coupled receptor binding. Gene Ontology annotation, cellular component: bursicon neuropeptide hormone complex; extracellular region. The record is from RefSeq and is a predicted model, not a curated record.
AUGGAUUCAGUCGAAGAUUUAUUUGGAUCAAGUGUUCCAAGUGAUAUGUCACCAAUAAGAACACUGCUUCAUAUAAUUUGUGUUAUACAAAGUCUACAUGUAGUAUUCUCUGAAAAUGAAAAUAUAUGUGCGCAUAAGGAAACGGAAAUGACCAUAACACGAAGUAUUGAAGUUUCUCUGGGAGGUAAUAUCGGAAGUGUAGACUGCACAGGCAGGGUUACGGUUAAGCAAUGUGAAGGCACAUGUCUGUCCAAAGCAAAACCAAGUGGGAACAGCGAAACGGGAAUGGAACGGACAUGUCAGUGUUGCAGGGAAACAGGACUUACGAGUAAAACUGUUAUUUUAGACGAAUGUUAUGAUGGCACAGAAUUAAUUGCAGACUUUAAACCAACGACUUCAGUAACAGAACCUUCUGGUUGUUCCUGUUUACAAUGUAGAAACUAAUGUAAAAUUAUCCCCUUUAAAUAAA